AAGGAGGCUCGUUAAUCGAAAAGGUCUUUUGUUCCGUCUACAACUAUUUGACUGUACUCAUUGUUUAUUUGAUUUCAGGAUUGUGCAUAAUAUAUUAAAGCGCCUAUUCUAUUGUAUGCGCAACAUAAUAUAACACAAUCCAACGCAAGAUACUGCAUGGUACACCUGCCUUACGUUAAUGGGAUAUUAAACCUCAUGGGUCGCAGUACAACUGGUCAAUCUAGUCCUGUGAUUGAAGUUAAACCGUCAUUUUGUUGGGAUUCAAUGUUGGUACGACUAGCUGGAUUCUCUGGGGCAUUGGCUGUUAUUGCGAGCGCUUAUGGUGCUCAUGGUUUCAAAGAUGAACAAGAUAAACAAAGACAAAUUUUCAAAACUGGGGCUUAUUAUCAUUUGGUUCAUUCGGUGGCUUUGCUAACCACGCCUUUAUUUAGACGUCCUGUUUUGUCUGCUACUCUUUUCGCCACUGGAACUCUACUAUUCUCUGGUUCAUGCUAUUAUGUAGCUCUAACUGGAGAUGAUCGAUUUUCUAGAAUAGCACCUAUUGGUGGCAUGACCCUUGUGUUCGCCUGGCUUUCUUUGGUUUUCUAACAAUUGCGCCAACUAUUUUGAGAGCUGUUUAUUACUAAUCGUUCAUUUUUCUACAAAUUAAUCGGUAUACCAUAAACAUGUCAUUUUAUUUUUAUUCUCAGCAUACUAGUUAAUAAAUAGUUUAUAAUUGGAGUA
This is a messenger RNA of Schistosoma intercalatum, 723 nucleotides long. The record is from the annotation of a GenBank genome assembly. NCBI's taxonomy places the organism in Eukaryota, Metazoa, Platyhelminthes, Trematoda, Strigeidida, Schistosomatidae.